GCCCUUCGCCAGAUGACACGCGACAAACUGGUCCUGCUACUUUGUAUUACCACUUUCCUCUCCUAUCUGCCGGAGGCUGGGGAGUACUCCUGUUUCUUUGUAUAUCUGCGAUUGAUAGUUCUGAAUCCUGAACUCGCAAAGUUUGCAUGCCCGAUUUGGAAACUGGGUCUACGAUUUCCCGAAAAGAUGGUACUGCUGAGGAUAGGAGUAUUUGGACUACUGAUGGGAUCUCUAAUCUCACCUCUCUUGGCAAAUGAGUACAUGUACAAGUUGGACAGGGAAUUCGAUCAGUCCCGACUGCAAGCAAGAGUGCUAUUGAGAUACUUGGAUGACUACUUUGCACUUUGGUCACAUGCUAAGGAAAAUGUAAAUGAAUUCCUUAAUUUCAUUAACCAACUUGAUGAAAGAAUUAAAUUCACAAUGGAGGCGGAGGAGAAUGAACGAUUACCCUUUCUGUAUACUGAAGUCAUGCGCUCCAACGGGACACUCUAG
Protopolystoma xenopodis is the source of this 492-nucleotide messenger RNA. NCBI's taxonomy places the organism in Eukaryota, Metazoa, Platyhelminthes, Monogenea, Polystomatidea, Polystomatidae. The record is from the annotation of a GenBank genome assembly.